Branchiostoma floridae (Florida lancelet) is the source of this 1033-nucleotide messenger RNA. Its product is annotated as tolloid-like protein 2. The record is from RefSeq and is a predicted model, not a curated record. The transcript has 7 exons. Bases 24 to 869 code for a protein of 281 amino acids. Lineage: Eukaryota; Metazoa; Chordata; Leptocardii; Amphioxiformes; Branchiostomatidae.
UUACGACUCCCGGAGCUGUCAAGAUGAUCUUUAUUGUCGGUGUCUUUUGCCUGGCGGCCAUCGCCAAUGCCCAGAGAUGUGGCAACAUUCUACAUCAACACAACGGCACGGUGACUUCCCCCAACUACCCGGAUGCGUAUGGACCCAACGAGGACUGCGUAUGGACCAUCCCAAGCCGUGGGGGGAGCAUCACGGUCACCUUCAAGGACUUUGAACUACAGGAAGGAACUAGCGGCUUCCUUGGGUUGUUCGGCGGUAGCUGCGAUUAUGACUAUGUGGAGGUAGUUAUUGGAGACAGAACCCAAGGAACUUACUGCGGCACCAGUGGCCCUGGCACCAUCACGGCUAAUAAUGACAUCCAAAUCCGCUUCGUCUCCGACGCCACCACCAACGCCAAGGGCUUCAAGUUCCAGUUCAAGGUCGAUCACGGAGGAAACACACCUUGUGGAGCUCAUCUCGACGAUAACUUUGGCACAGUUACUUCACCCAACUACCCAGAAAACUACCCCAACAACAAGUUCUGCACGUGGACCAUCGCCCGCAGCCAGUACCCCGUCACUGUCAUGUUCACGGACUUCCAGCUCGAGGACGGAAGCUUCUUCGGCGGCUGUUCUUAUGACAACGUUCAGAUCUUCGACGGCACGACGAGCCUGGGGAAAUUCUGCGGCACGGACAUCCCAGCAGCCCUCACCACCACCAACGGCGUCAGGAUCACCUUCAAGUCCGACUCCAGCGUCGGCGAACGCGGCUUCAGUUUCGAGUACCGCAAGGACGUUCCCUCCACUCAAGCCCCAAUCAAGCCAACCAAGCCAACCGAAAAGCCAGCCGGCAGUGGAGAUGGCAGUGGGGACGACAGCUUCUUGUUUUAAAUCUUCCAACGUCUGGUGACUUACAGCAACAACAGCAACAUCGGGAACGUGUAACCUGACAAGAAAUCAAAAUAACGAUAUCAACUUACAAUGUCAUAUGCAUUCAGUCAUGGGGGCUGGACAAUUCUUUUACAUGGCACAAUAAAAAAUUCAUGCAUUCAUUA